AUGUCCACCGGCGCCGACGCCCUGUCGCAGGAGCUCCGCGAUGCCAUCCGCGCGAAGCACCGCCUGGUGGAGAAGAUGAAGGAGAGCGUCGUGGAGGCGUCCGACCGAUCUACGCCCGGUCGAAACAAGAUCUCGUUCGGCGCGUUCGCGUGGUGGAAGGCGGUGCUCGUGUCCGCGUUCGUAGCGCUGUGCGUCGUCGCCGUGCAGCAGGCGGCGACGAGCGACCGGGCCGCGGAGAUCCGCGCGAACAUCCGCGCGCGCGCGCGGCUCGCCGCGUGGGAGCACGAGGAGAAGAAGCGCUGGAGCAGCGAGCGGAUGCUGCGACACUUCGGUCUCAGGCGCGCGUCGUCGCUGCGAUUCACGGAGCCCGUGUACACGUUCGCGGAUCUCUGGGACGCGGUGCGCGACCCGGACACGCACGUCAUCACCGUCGAGGUCGCCAUCGACGCGCAGACCGCGCAACCCGCCGUGCGCACCUCAACCUACGCCAAGCCCGAGAGGUUCGCCAUGAGCCUCGACAAGCUCCUCACGUCCUUCGCGCGGUUCGGCAGCAACAAGGGACUCCGUUUCGUCUUCCGCGACCCUCGAGCGAUCGCGCCGGCGACGCGCGCGAUCGGCGAACGCGUCGACAACGGCAAGAUCGCGUCGCCCGUCAUCCUCGAGGCCGAGGUCGCGUCGGGGCCCGAGGGGUACCUUCCCGAGAUGUCUGUCAUCACCGCCGACGCGCUCGAUUGGCAAGCCAAAGACGCGGGGGAGGCGCGGCCCCCGCGGUCGUACACACUCGCGCAGCUCGCCAACACCCACCCGGACGCGGAAUUCGUGCCUUUCGAUCCGAAGGAGCUGCUCGAGGCUGCGAAGAGGGACGUCCCUGGGGCGAUCCUGUCGUUGUCCGCCGCCACUCACGUGUCGUGCGCGCUGGAACAGGCGAUUCGGGUGGACUCGCGAAUAGAGAAGCGGCUCAUCAAGGAGCAGCUGCUCAGGGGCCUCACCAGGGUCAAGAUGUUCGGCCAGAAGAGGGGCGGGAUGCUGAGGGGCGCCGGGCCGGACAUCCCGCCCAUGUUCGUCAAGGCUGUCGCGCGGGUCAAGCAGAGCGAAGCCGCCGCCAAGGUGGCGGCGGCGCACGCGGCGGCGGUAUCCGCGGCGAAAAAGGCUGCGGCGCUAGCCGGCGGCGGCGACGCGUCCGCGGACGAGGGCGACGCGUCCGCGGACGAGAGCGACGCGCCGGCCGGCGGCGAUGAACGCCGCAGGCGUCUCCUGCAGCUGGACGCGGACAUGAGCGCGUUCGCGGCGGAGGAGGCGGCGAAGCGCGCGGCGAUGCGCGAGACCGACCUGGACCAAGUCGAGGACACGGCUGGCGACACGGCUGGCGCACACGCGGACGCCGGCGACGGGCCCAAGAGCGUGUCGGAGGAGUCGGCGCGCCACGACGUUCGCGCCCAGGCCGCGCGGCUGACGGACCAGCGCGGCUACGGCUGGCGGACUCACCGCGCCGUCGUCGAUUUGGUCGACGACGCCGGUUGGGACGGCGACGUGUGGUUUCCGAUGCACGCGUGCGUCAUGCCCCGCACAGACCCGGGUUUCGUCCGCGCGUUGCUCGACGUGUCGUUCGGAAACGCGGCGAUGAUCCGCGGGCCCGCGCUGCUGACCAAGGGGCUGCGACUCUGGAUCCUGGAGGAGCUCAGCGUGGCGAGGACGUUUCUGGCGGAUGACUUCGUGCGCCUGCCGGAGGGGGAGCCGGUGACGGAGAAGGAAGUGUUCCUCGAUCCGGUGACGGAGAAUCCGGAGGCUACGUUGGAGGGUUUGAUGAGCGGCGACGGGGCCGGGACGGGGACGGAUCAGGCGAAGGUGGUGCGCGGCUGGAAGGAGACGCUCCAGAACCUCAAGAGCUUCACAAGCAACUAUUAUCACCGCAACCAGAUGAAAGCGGAGGAUGGAAAUUAA
Molecule: messenger RNA, 1941 nt
Organism: Micromonas commoda
Lineage: Eukaryota; Viridiplantae; Chlorophyta; Mamiellophyceae; Mamiellales; Mamiellaceae
Exons: 1
Coding region: 1-1941 (646 amino acids)
Source: RefSeq, a predicted model, not a curated record